AUGCGAACUAGUGUAGGGAAUAGACGGACUACACCAACGAUAUCAGUAGGGUCUGCACCACCCCCGCGUCCGCCACCAGCUGACACAUCCGACUGUGCUACGGCUGCGUCCCAAGCUCAUAUCACUUGUUUCAAGUGUAAGGGUAAGGGGCACUGGAUGAGCCAAUGCCCAUCUUCGAAUAUCCUCAUAGAGAUCGAAGAAUUAGGUAGCAGUUCACACGAGGAUGAUGUCCCUGUAGGUGAUGAUGUUUACAUUACUGAUGAGGGUUUGGUUGAUGAGUGUGAUGACACUCCUGAUUUGAUUGGCUACAUCUAGAUCCGGCCAGCCACCGUACUAGCAGCCGAGGCUGCCUUUCUCGCUGCCUCAUUGACGAGCACUUCAUCAAGGGGACUGGUCAGUAUCGUUGUCCAGCGUCCAUCUCGAGACGCGGUUCCUGCACCACAACUUGACACCACGGCAGCUAGAGAGAUCACCUUGGCACCGAGGACGACUAUGCCCACAUCUUCGCCUAUGACAGACGACUCCCUUCGCACGUCGAUCUUCUAUACCUAUGUGAAGAUCAACGGACACGCGUGCAAGGUGAUUGUGGAUAGCGGCAAUUGCGUCAAUGCUGUGUCAGACUAGGUCUUGUAGAGGGAAAGGCUGAGUACUAUUAGCCAUCCAGCCCCUUACGACGUAUCAUGGAUAGAUGCCACUGCACUACCCAUUCAUCGACAAUGUCAAGUGCCACUUAGGGUGAGCACCUAUGAUAAGCACAUCUUGUGUGAUGUCCUUCUGAUGAAAAUCGGCGGCAUCAUACUUGGACGGCCCUGGUUGUUUGACUAUGACGUCCAACUCAUGGGAAGAGCAAACACUUGCUCUUUCAUAUAUCGAGAUCGCUGACUUGUUUGGUAUCCACAUACCAACAAGCCCGUGCUAAAGCGUGACCCUAAGUCACGUAUUAGGUUAAUUGUGAUGAAAGGACCUGCCUUUCAGCAUGAGAUCAUGUCAGACUUAGAUGGAUCCCCGAUGUGCUUCGCUUUCGCUUUGGAUACACGAGCCGACACGACCCUUACCCUGCCUUCUCCAGAAGUCGAGGGUAUAUUAUCGGAGUAAGCCGACGUACUCUCAGAGGAGCUUCCCAAAGAGCUACCUCCAUUGAGGCACAUUCAGCAUGCUAUCGACUUGGUUCUCAGAACAUUACUCCUAAACCUGCCGCACUAUCACAUGGAGCCGGCUAAGUACGAGGAGCUUAGCCAACAGGUACAUGAGCUUUUGGACAAGGGACUCAUCCAACCGAGCCUUAGUCCCUACGCUGUGCCUACAUUACUAGUGCCGAAGAAGGAUGGCACUUGGCGCAUGUGCUGCGACAGUCACGAGAUCAAUAGGAUAAUGGUUAAAUAGUAUUUUUUGAUCCUGUGAUUACAGGACUUAUUCGACAUGAUGACAGGAGCCACUAUCUUUUCAAAGAUAGAUCUAUGCAGUGGUUAUCAUCAAGUCAGGAUACGUCUAGGGGACAAGUGGAAGACCGCCUUCAAGAUCAAGGAGGGCUUGUACGAGUGGAGGGUCAUGUCAUUUGGCCUCUCCAACACGCCUAGUACGUUUUAGAGGCUAAUGAAUGAGGUUUUAUGCCUAUUCAUUGGCCAGUUCGUUGUAGUAUACUUCGACGACAUCUUGGUCUACUGUGGUACUCGAGACUCCCACCUCCAGCACUUACGAUAGGUGUUUGAGGCACUUUGAUAGGAGAAGCUUUAUGCCCAUCCUAAGAAGUGUAGUUUUUUCACUUUCGAGGUUACGUUCCUCGAUUUUGUUGUCUCUGAGCAAGGAGUUUCUGUGGACCCCAAAAAGGUCCACGCGAUAGUCACCUGGCCACAGCCAGGCAGCAUGCACGAUGUUCGGAGCUUCAUUGGACUAGUGACGUUCUACCGUUGCUUCAUUCGGGACUUUAGUUCCAUUACCUCUCCGCUUACUGAUUGCCUCAAGAAGGAGACCUUCCUUUGGACAGAGGCAACUGAACAUGCCUUUGAUUGGGUGAAGGCUCUUAUCACUCAUGCACCGAUACUUUGCCUACCCGACUUUGGCAAGGUAUUUGAGGUCGCCUGUGACACCUCGGGCGUCGGUAUUGGGGGUGUCCUUAGCUAGGAAGGCCAUCCCAUAGAGUACUUCAACGAGAAGCUGAAUGAUGUGAGGCUUAGAUACUCCACUUACGAUCGUGAGUUCUACGCCGUCAUUCAGGCUUUCAAACACUGGCGCCAUUACCUCCUUUAUAUGGAGUUUGUUCUCUUCUCGAACCACGAGGCCUUGAAGUAUCUACACUCCCAGCAAAAGCUGAGCGAUCGACACGCACGAUGGGUUGAGUACUUGCAGGACUUCACCUUUGUCCUUCGCCACAAGAAGGGCAAGAAGAACGUGAUGGCAGACGCCCUCAGCCGACGAGUCCACUUGCUGAACCUCGUGAAGGUUUAGGUGACAGGAUUUGAGUUCCUACCGGAUUCUUACACAAAUUGCUCGAACUUUGGCCACGUUCUACGAGCACUCUCGGAUGGUCCAUCCCGAUAUCAUAAGGACUUCCUUGUGGUCAACAGAUGUAUGUUCUUUAGGAGUAGAUUGUGCAUUCCAUGCACAUCCCUCCGUGACUUCCUCACUUGGGAAUGUCACGUAGGAGAUCUAUUCAGCCAUUUCGGUCACGAUAAGACCAUCGCAGUAGUCGAGUACUAGUUCUACUGGCCGACCCUCAAGCGCGAUGUAGGGAACAUUGUCGCUCAGUGUCGAGUGCGUGCACUCGCCAAGUUGGUAAAGAAGAAUGUUGGACUCUACACGCCACUUCCAGUGCCGACCUACCCAUGGGACGAUGUCAACAUGGACUUCGUUUUGGGACUCCUGCGCACUGCACGAUGACAUGACUCGAUCAUGGUGGUCGUCGAUAGGUUUUCAAAGAUGGCACACUUCGUGCGAUGUUCGAAAACCUCUGACGCCUCUAAGGUCACUAGCCUCUACUUUAGAGAGAUUGUGCAUCUUCAUGAGCUACCCAAGUCCAUAGUCUCAGACCGUGACAUAUAG
Spirodela intermedia is the source of this 3039-nucleotide messenger RNA. The record is from the annotation of a GenBank genome assembly. Lineage: Eukaryota; Viridiplantae; Streptophyta; Magnoliopsida; Alismatales; Araceae.